Myxocyprinus asiaticus (Chinese sucker) is the source of this 3956-nucleotide messenger RNA. RefSeq names its product E3 ubiquitin/ISG15 ligase TRIM25-like. The coding region runs from base 50 to 2350 and encodes 766 amino acids. The record is from RefSeq and is a predicted model, not a curated record. The transcript is spliced from 8 exons. Gene Ontology annotation, molecular function: protein binding; zinc ion binding. NCBI's taxonomy places the organism in Eukaryota, Metazoa, Chordata, Actinopteri, Cypriniformes, Catostomidae.
UCGGUUUCGUUUUUCAAGAGUACAUGUUGCUGUACACAAACAAUAUAAUAUGGGAGCGUCUAAUGAUAAACCCCUCAAAUGCCCGCUGUGUCAUGAAGACUGUCGGAAUCAGGUGAGGCUGAGCUGCGAACACACCUUCUGUCAAGGCUGUAUCGGUGAGUUAUGGAGCGGAUCAUCGACUGGACCUUAUUUCUGCCCCGAAUGCAAGUACGAGUACAAGGAACUGCCAGACUUUUCGGAUGGAGCCUCAACAUCAACAGCCAGACCCAGCGCAAGGUUUACAGCAUUACGUCAUCAUGACAACGAACUUGAAAAAUUAGAUAUAACUUUACACAGAAAAGGUUGGACACUUGGAAAGAAGCUAUCUGCCCGAUAUUCCACCAAGACAUUGCUUGGGAAGAGGAAGUCCAGUUCUGCAUUCCCCGGGAAGUACAGUGGUGGAUACAGACUGGGUUCAGCACCAUCUAGUUACCUCCAUGUCACUGACUCUAAUAAUGUGAUCGACAUUAUUGAUUCUGAUGAUGACACACCAGCACCACCUAAAAGAAAGCCCACAGCAGAUGAGUGCCCAUCUGGAAGCCAGUCUCCAUCCGUGGUUUGGAGGAAUAUUUCUACUAGUGAAACAUCAACACAACACACACAUCCAGAAACAACAUCAUCUAAUGAAAUCGCAUCUCCUCAUAUAGAAUCAUCACCAGACAGGAACACAAGCUCAGUAAGGGAGGACCUGCCUGUUGCUUCCUGUAGAAACGCAGAGGCACACAGAAAAAGCAACACACUUCAAGGAGAGAAAGAAUCCUCAAAAGAGACACCAAUUACAAGAGACACCUCUUCUAAAGCCAGUGACUUACCAAGAGUGAAUGCGACCACUCAUUCGACUGGGCCGCAGGAACAAAUGAGUCCUUCUAAUAGUGAAGAGCCUUCAGUCUUUAGUGUCCCAAGUACAUCAACAGAGAGACUCUCCAGUAGCACCCAUGUGCCCUGCCAUUACUGUCUUUCUUCAGACCAGAAGGUGGCAGUGAAAACCUGCCUGGUAUGUGGGGCAUCAAUGUGCUCUGAGCAUCUGCGUGCACAUCUGGAAAAGCCAGUGUUUCAGAACCAUCCGCUUGUGAACGCUGUGGAGGAUGUGUCUCUCUGGAGAUGCCAGGAGCACCAGGAGAUGAACCGCAUUUACUGUCAAUCAUGUGGAGUGUGUGUGUGCACUGUGUGUUCCUUGGUCGGAUCACAUAAGGGCCAUGAGUGCAUCAGCAUCCGUAAGGCAGAGCAGAAACUCAGAGACUCACUGAAGGAUGAGAUGACAAAAAUACAAAAAACAGAAAAGUCCAUUGUGGAAAAAGCCUUUGUGCUCAGUGAGAAAAAACAUGGUGUCCAGACAGGUCUGGAGGAAGUGCGAGCAGCUGUGUUGCAGCACUAUCAGGCCAUGCGGGAGGCUCUGGAGCAUGAAGAGGCACAGGCAAUGCACUGUUUGGCUCAGGAAAAGGACAGAGUGCUAGGGAGCAUCGAGAGGCAGCUUGACACCUUGCAGGGUGCCCUGAUAUCUAGUCAGAGCAUAUUAAACACCCUACAAGGAAUGACCACUGAACAAGAGCCGUCACAAUACCAGGACCAAGCCUUUAUCAUGGAAUACAGCAAGAUAGCAGCACAACUGAAUGGACUGUCUGAUCCUGUGCAAAACCUCAAGCCUCCUCAGGAGGUAAACCAGGGCCGACUGGACUGUCUUCAAGACUGGACUGAGCGGAGACUGGACACUGUCCUCAUAUCACUGCCUCACAGAGACCCGUUCAGAUUGCUGUAUGGGAUAAGCCCAACUCUGGAUCCUGAUACUGCCCAUCCAAAACUGCUACUGUCUGAUGAAAACAGGACGGUACAGUACACUGAGACUCAGCAGGAUUACACUGAGCAGGAGACUCGCUUCAACAUUUUCCCACAGGUUCUUGGCUCCCAUGCCCUAGAUAGGGGCUGCUACUACUGGGAGGUGGAGGUUUCUCUUGAUGAGGGCCGCUGGAAGGUGGGAGUCAGUGAUGGACAAAUAGGCAGAAAGGGGCAAAAGGAUGUUUGUCGUAUUGGCUUCUACCCCAAUUCCUGGUGUCUAAUAUAUGAAAAGGGGAAAGUGGAAGCCAUGCACGAUAAGGUGGCUUCACCUGUGUGCACCACUGGACUCUGUAAGGUCGGGGUGCUGCUGGAUUUUAAUGAGGGCCGCUUGUCUUUUUAUAGUGUGGCAAAGGAUGGGGCUCUUUCUUUGCUGUACAGUUUUGAGCAUAAGUUCUCUGAGCCACUGUAUAUGGCAAUGGCAGUUUCUAAAACUGAGCUCACCAUCUGUGAUGUAUUUACCAAGCCCACUACAGACUAGACUAUGUUUGUGCUUUUAUGAAACAUUUUAUCGUUAAGCAGCACAAAACUCUUACAUUCCACAAAACUACAUAAAUCCAAUAGUGAUAAUUGCUGUUCCCAGUAGUGCAGCAGGUCUUGAUGGAAACAAACCAAUUUGGCCUGCUUGAAUUUUUUAUUUUUUUUUCUCAGAAUGACUAAUGAAUGUUAUCUGCUGUUUUGGAAAGGUAGGAAAAUGAUCAUAUCUGAGCCAUUUUAAACUUACAUUCCAGUUAUAUACUCUUUAUUUUUAUGUAUUUAUGCCAUCUGGAAUGGUGUAAUUUUCAAAAACAAUCUUGUGUGGCAUUUUGACUACAUUUUUAAUAUUUUCUCCACUAAAAACUUUUUUAAUUCAUUUUGAGAAUGUAUUUUAAAAUUCAUAAAAAAAAUUUUUUGUAUUUUUAUAUUGAUUAAAAUAAAAAAUUGCACUGUAUUACCAUGUACAACAAAAUAAUACGGAGUUCAGGAUAAACAUUUGUCAGAAAUCUAUUAAAACAAUUUAUUUGAAUACUUGUGUCAAUUUUUAACAGUACAUUUUAGUUUACAUAUUUUGCAUCAAUAUAUUUUUUCAGUCUAUAAUGAAUGUAAUAAUAAACAUUAUUUUAAACUAAUAAAAUGAUUGAUUCUAUCCUGUAUUUAGACUUAAAGGUGCACUCAGUAACUUUUUGUUAGUGUCAUCUUGGACUUACAGUGACACCUAGUGGUGUGGAUGCAGCAUCAUUCAAAAUCAAUAGUUUUCAGUUACAGAUGCCAUUGUAGAAAUUCACUAUUCACAAUCAGCCAUGAUAAAUUUAAUCCAUGAGUGAAAGUGUCUAAUAACAAGAUGGUUACUGAGAUUAAGUGAGUAGUAUUCAGCUGGACAUGUGAUUCUAAAAUGGCAGCACCCAUAAGGGCACCCCUGCCCCAUGUAGAAUAAAACAGCUUUUAUAAGGUUACUGAUUUGACUAGAGUCCUCAUCUCAAGUGAGUGGUCAUGAUUUUAUACAUAUGUUUCAAAAUAACAAUUAAUUUCUUUAGGAGUUGAACCUUUUUUAAUGGGUAAAAAAUUACUGAGUGCACCUUUAAUUUGGAUGUUUUUACCCAACCUCAAUCACCUACUACAUUUAAAAAUAUAUAUUUUUGCUACUGAAUCUAUGUCAUUCAUUAAAUUCUACAAUGUUGAAUCAUUUAACUGGUUCAAGUUUUCUGUUGUUUGAGUGAAAUCUGUGAAGUCUGUGUACUAAAUAUUCCAUUGCAACUCCAGAUGGCAGAAUUGUUCAAAAUCAAAUGGAAAAUAUGCUACUUUGGCAUCAAUUAGUCAUAUAGGAAAAUCAAACAAAGAGGUGUUUAACAGUGUGCCAAAACUUAGGGAAUCAAUUCAGAUGUCUUAUUUCAGAUGUUAUCUGAUUCAUAGAUGUUUAACCACACAAAUACAUAAUUUAAUCUGCAGGGUAGUGUUGUCAAAAAGCAAAUUAUUCAACAAUUAUAACAUUUUCUUUUAAGACAUUUUGUGUUAAAGCCCCUGUUAUCACCAAAGGCAUUUUCUCUUGGCAUGUUUUGUAAAUAACGAUGCGCUCCGUAUUUUAUGAGAGAACAAACCACUGGUGGGAG